This is a messenger RNA of Paramuricea clavata, 678 nucleotides long. Lineage: Eukaryota; Metazoa; Cnidaria; Anthozoa; Malacalcyonacea; Plexauridae. The record is from the annotation of a GenBank genome assembly.
AUGUAUUUGUUGCAUAAGGACUAUCGUUAUGGAAAUCAGGGAACGUAUAACACAAUAGAAGAAAAUGAUGAUGCAGUAAGAUAUGAACAAGAUAAUGACGAAACACAAAGCCUUAGUAGUGAAGAGAAUACCUUUACCUCCUCCACUGAUAGGAAUGAAACCACUUCUACGAGAAGUGAAUCAGCCAUUCUUAAUGUAUUGUUGGGUCCAUUUAGACCUCAUCAAGCGUUUAUGUGUUUUCCUUCUUCACAUAUUCCUUGGGAAGGUUUUCUUAUCUUUCGUAGAUUGGUCUUGAUUAUUGUGUUGACUUUCGUCUACGACAUUCAGGUCAGGCUGUUCCUAGCUUUAACAUUGUGUGUUGCCAUUCUAAUCUGCCAUAUGUCUGUGAAUCCUUUUCAGAGAAAAAGCGACAAUGUUUUGGAAUCUUUUUCUCUUGGUACACACGUGGUUCUGUGUGGUUUGACUUUAAUAAAAGCUCUUUAUUAUGGUGAAGAUUCUUCUUUUUCAAAACGUUUGCCUGUGUUGAAUGUAAUUGAAAAGAUUCUUAUAGUCGCUCCAUUGUCUAUCAUUAUGAUUGUUGUUCUUGUUUCUAUCGCUAUGAAGUUGGUAUUUGGUUUGAAGCUUUGUUUAGCAGUCUUAACUCGAAAUGCUAGGAGGCUUGUAAGGUUUACUUUGUAA